Messenger RNA from Colletotrichum orchidophilum, 1056 nucleotides. RefSeq names its product HVA22 family TB2/DP1 protein. Bases 1 to 1056 code for a protein of 351 amino acids. The record is from RefSeq and is a predicted model, not a curated record. The transcript is spliced from 3 exons. NCBI's taxonomy places the organism in Eukaryota, Fungi, Ascomycota, Sordariomycetes, Glomerellales, Glomerellaceae.
AUGUUUGACAUAUUCGCCCACCUCUUAUCCUCCAUCGCCUCCUUCCUCUUUCCCCUCUUCGCCUCCUACAAGGCCCUCAAGACCUCAGACCCGGCCCAACUGACGCCAUGGCUCAUGUACUGGGUCGUCCUCGCCUGCGCACUCCUCGUCGAGUCCUGGACUGAAUGGAUUCUCGUCUGGAUCCCCUUCUAUGCCUAUAUUCGCUUCCUCUUCCUCCUCUAUCUCGUCCUCCCCCAGACCCAAGGCGCUCGCAUCAUCUACCAAACCCACGUCCACCCCUUCCUGCACGACAACGAGGCGCAGAUUGAAGAAUUCAUCUCAGAAGCCCACGAUCGCCUCAAGGCCGCCGGCAUUGCCUACCUCAAACGCGCCAUCGAGCUCAUCAAGACAAACGUCCUCGGCCUGCCCCCAGGCGACCCCGAACCCGCGCCCCAGUCCUCCGCUGCCGCUGCUCCAGCCGGCCACCCGCCGCAGUCCUACACCCAGUCGCUCCUCGCCAGGUUUAGUGUCCCCGCCGCGCGCUGGGCCCCCGCCACCGCAGGCCAUACGGGCGCCGACUUCUACAACCUGCUCGCGGGCGCCGUCUCCGCCGCCACGGGUGGAGGACAGCACCAGGACCUCUCCAAAUCCGGCUCCUCGCUCGUUCCACCGAACCUCAAGGGCGGCGAGAGGACGAGCUUCAUCGCCGCGCAGCGCGAGCGCCUCGCCUUCCUCCUCAAGGCCCUAGAGCGUGAGGAGGCCGCGACGACGUCCGCUGCGCAUCCCGAAACCUUUAGCCGCUCUUUGGGUAGCAUGCAGCUCGACGGCAGCGAGGAGGAGGAAGUGACGCAGAGACCGCCGAGCGCGAACAGCGGGCUGAGCAAGUCGCGGAGCGAAACUGACUUUGAAAAGAUUGACGCCGAGAGCGGAGCGGAGGACUUGGGCGGCGACGACGAGGAUGGAUCCGUCAGGCGGAGGCAGACGAGCGGAGGAUCGUCGUGGAUGCCGUGGGGAUGGGGUGCGACGCCCACGGCUGAGAAUCCCGAGGGUGGAUCCAGCUCGGGUGUGCACAAGUGA